Messenger RNA from Camellia sinensis, 1334 nucleotides. The record is from RefSeq and is a predicted model, not a curated record. Lineage: Eukaryota; Viridiplantae; Streptophyta; Magnoliopsida; Ericales; Theaceae.
ACGGUUGAAGCAAACCAGCCAAACACCUCUCUCUCUUCUCACAGAAUAACCGCCGCAAGAAAGUACUCCACGUACACAAAAUCCCAACACAUUUUCUCUCCCCUCCCACCCACAGACUCUCUCUCUUCCCUCUGCCCAAUAAGGAUACCCCUCUCCUCCGCCACUUCCCAUCCAUGGCCAAGCGUCCCUGCACUGACCAUCUCAUCCUCAACCCUAGCCCUAGCCCUAGGGUUUCAAAAUUCGAUCACAUGGACAUCCUCUUAGAAUCCUUUCUAGGUCUCUCUGAUUCCUCUCCAUCUCUAGGCCUCUCCUUCGAUCGCCUUCUCCAAUCUAGGGCUUCCGAUUCCGACCAGAACGACCUCAUUCAUCGAGCCUUCAACUUAGGAUCGAGCCUUCUCGAAGCCGCUAAAAGAUCUUCCAGAAACCGCUCCUCCACUCAUAACGCCCUCGUUUGGGCCCUUCCUCCUGAUCUCACUAUCAAAGUUUUUUCGAUGCUUGAUACACAAAGUGUAUGCCAUGCUGCAGCCACAUGUUCUUUCUUCCAUAAAUGUGCUAUGGAUCCUUUGUGCUAUGCCAAUAUUGACUUGAUGACAGUAGUUCCAAAGGUCAAUAAUGUGGUUGUUUCUACGAUGAUUCAACGAGCUGGGAAUGUCCUUCAGUCUCUAAAGCUUGGUAUUGCGCCUGGACCAAUUGUGUCACCUGGUUCUUCUCAACCUUUAGUAUAUAACAUCAGGAAUUCUACGGAUGCAUCAGGCUUUUCCUGGAAUGAUAAGAGAUCGAGACAAGGAAAGGAGUCAUCUAUUCUCACAAGGUCCUGCUUGAGUUUUUUGAGUGGGGACAGUGGUGCUCCUGGGGCUCUUUUGAGGAGGUUACACCUUUACAAUAUUGAAAGAAUGGAUAACGCAUCACUUUGUGCAUCAUUGUCAGCCUGCCCAUCUCUUCUUGAUCUUGAGAUUGUUGGCCUUUAUGUUGAACUGAGGCAAACAUUGGAAUCAGUGAGCAAGCACUGUCACUCAAUAGAGCGUUUGUUUUUUGAAUCAUCAAAAACAGGUAGAGAUGACAGUUUGAAAUUUCCAACCUGCAGUGAUUUAGUGAACAAUUGUCCUCAUCUAACUUCCUUGGCGCUUAGAGGAUUUAAGCUGCAAGACUACAAAGUCCGUGUACUUGUCAAGGGUUUUCAGAAACUGAAAUAUGUUGACUUCUCAACAUCCUACUCAAUCUCUGGUGCAUUUCUAAGGAACCUUGGAGGCAGUGCAGGGGGGAACCUUUUGGAGGUUUUAAUGUUACGCGACUGUAUGCAUCUCAAGCAAGUGAGGAUUACAAUCCCCCCCCCC